Rotaria sordida is the source of this 1695-nucleotide messenger RNA. The record is from the annotation of a GenBank genome assembly. NCBI's taxonomy places the organism in Eukaryota, Metazoa, Rotifera, Eurotatoria, Philodinida, Philodinidae.
AUGUGUGGAUCAAUUGCCGAAUUAAAAAGUUUACAUGCAAUUGAUAAUGUUGUUAAUAAAGUAAAUACUAUUUUGAAGAGAAAAGAAAAAAAAGCAAAUAAAAAUUUAAUCGUCAAAGCUUGUAAAAACGCCGUUUCUCUUCUUUGGUCGAAAAAAAAAGAAAUUUCACCAACUGUUUUGUCUAUUUAUCUGCCAUUAAAUGCUCUUGAAUCUAUUCAAGAUACUGUUGUACCUAAUGUUUCAUCGAAUGAAGAAGUAUCAGAAAGUAGUGCUAAUGAUGAUAGUAUUCAUAAUGACUCAGAUAGUCAAUUAUUAUCAUCAUCAUCAUCAUCGCGUUCUUUUUUUUCUCCUUCUCGUUCUUCUACUCCUUCUUCUCCUCUUUCUUCCUCUUCUUCUUCAUUUUCUAUUGAUGUUCGUGCAUUAAAAAAUGAACUAAGCCGACAAAUAGGUCAUAUCUUACAAUCAGCACGUGAACGUGCUGGUGGAAAAAGUAUCAUCAAUAGUCUACGUAUGAGUUCAUUUUUUACUCUUGUAUUCAAAUGUAUCAAGCCAUUGAAACAAGUUCCUCCUAUUAAAGAUUACCAACAGUAUCGAAAUGAUGAUUCAAUGAGUUCUAUUCUCUUGCUUCGAGCAUCAAAUGAAAAAAAUUAUCUUUUACAAUUUUAUCCACAUUCUAAUUCAGUAGAUGUUACUUUUAAUGAAAUUUGGAUAGAAGAAGCUUUAUCUUCCUUUGAUUUAGUUGGAGUAAUGUAUGUUGAUGAUCUUUCUUAUCUUAUUCGAGAAUGUGCGUUAACACGUAAUAUAAAUUUAGAUGUUGAAAAUCUUUUAGAAAUGUUAAAAACAGAAAUAUUAUCUUGUCGUUCUACAUUCUCUCCUGCUCCUCGUUUGCUUACUGUUGUUUUAAAACUUAACAAAAAGGAUUGUAUACGAACAAGUGAUGAUCAAUAUGCUGUUGAUGAUCAUCAAUCUUUUUCUGCAGCUGAGAUCGAUACUAUUAUUGGUCGUACCUAUACCACACGUGGUAUAAAACGUUCAUAUGAAGCAGACUCUAUUGCAAUUGAGCCUAAUCGAAAUAAAUAUAGAGAGAUAAAACUUUCUAAAGAUAAACGAGAUUUGUUACAUUUGAAAGAUACCUAUCAUUUAACAGAUGGUGCUUUCAAUGCUAUUUUUCAGUUUAUUAAAAGUAAAAAGAAAUUGUGUUCUUUAGCCGAAAUUGAACGACUUAGGAUAAAAACCAAUUCUAAGUUUCCCAUUUUGUUCACGAAAACAAGCGCAUAUGUUAGAUUUGAAUAUGCUGUACGUACUGCAAUUUUUGUUGCGCGUAAACAUGAGCCAAAGCUUGAACAGUUUGAUACACUUAAUGUUCGUUUCAAUAUGGAUGGUACUUUGAUAGGAAAUAAACAUAUAGUUGCGAUAUCAAUUAAUUGUAUUGAAGGCGGUUAUCCAUGCCAAAGUUCAAAAAAUCUUGUCCCGUUAGGUCUCUUCGAAGUACAAAAAGAAAAUACUGAAUUGUUACGUACAACUCUUCCAACAGAAUUUAUUGCUGAUAUUAAAUCAGUCAAAAAGAUUUCUCUAGGUUCAAAAAUUGUUGAUAUACCUAUACGACUUGGUGGUGAUUUGAUGAAUGCUGUGUAUGUGUUCGGACUUGCUGGAUUUAGUUCCAAUUAUCCGUGUAUCUUUUGUACACAGCAUAAA